This is a messenger RNA of Megalops cyprinoides (Indo-Pacific tarpon), 879 nucleotides long. RefSeq names its product syntaxin-11-like. Gene Ontology annotation, molecular function: SNAP receptor activity; SNARE binding. Lineage: Eukaryota; Metazoa; Chordata; Actinopteri; Elopiformes; Megalopidae. Gene Ontology annotation, biological process: exocytosis; intracellular protein transport; synaptic vesicle fusion to presynaptic active zone membrane. The transcript has a single exon. Bases 1 to 879 code for a protein of 292 amino acids. The record is from RefSeq and is a predicted model, not a curated record. Gene Ontology annotation, cellular component: endomembrane system; presynaptic active zone membrane; plasma membrane.
AUGAAAGACAGGCUUAGUGAUCUUCAGAUGGUCACUAAGGACCCAGACGACGAUGAGUACUUCUCUGAAGUGGAUGAGAAAGAGCUCGAUCAUCAAGCUGUGGUGUUUGAGGAGAACUGCACCAUGGACAUGGUCUUCAAGGAGGCGCAAUCCUUGCGGCAGGAGAUCGCCCUCCUCAGAAUGGAUGUGAAGCGGCUGGGUGUGCAGAACAAGCGCUUCCUCACCUCCGUCCGCCGGAUCAGCUCCAUCAAGCGUGACGCCAGUGGCAUUGCCCGCGACAUCAGGGCACGGGGAGAAGGCAUCUACAGCCGUCUGCAGAACCUGGAGGCCCAGAGAAAGGACCUAGAGGAGAAGCAUGGCCGGAACUCUGCCCUGGUGCGUAUAGUUCACUCCCAGUACGUCUCCGUCACCCACGCCUUCCACGACGCCAUGUUUGAGUAUAACCAGGCCGAGAUGGCCCAGAGGGAGUACUGUAAGACCCGCAUCCAGAGGCAGCUGGGAAUUAUGGGCCGCGAGAUCACUGGCGACCAGAUCGAGGAGAUGAUCGAAACGGGCAAGUGGAACCUUUUCUCUGAGAACUUGCAGACGGAGGGGAGGACAUCACGCUCAGCCUUAGCUGAGAUUGAGAACCGGCACAAGGAGCUCUUGGACCUGGAGGGCCGCAUUCGGGAGAUCCACGACCUGUUCCUGCAGAUUGCCCUGCUGGUGGAGGAGCAGGGCAGCAUGCUGGAGAACAUUGAGGCCAAUGUCUGCUCCACGCAGGACUACGUAGGGAAGGCCCGCUCCCACAUUAAGAAGGCCACGAGAUGUAAGAGAAAAAAUCCUUGCAAGAAGAUGCUUUGCUGCUGUUUCCCCUGCUUGAAUCGUCCAGCUGAGUAA